This is a messenger RNA of Penaeus vannamei (Pacific white shrimp), 1022 nucleotides long. The record is from RefSeq and is a predicted model, not a curated record. Lineage: Eukaryota; Metazoa; Arthropoda; Malacostraca; Decapoda; Penaeidae.
AUGGCCUUGCGCUUCCCCGUGUGGAGCGGGACGAGCGGCUCCGCGCGGGAGAAACUCUCGGAGCGAAUGCCAGUGUUAACGGAGCCCCCUUUGCCCUCAGUCUCGCACACGACGGAUGACCUGGUCUUCAUGUGGGACCCCAACGUGCCCCUCGAGGUGGACCGCAACAUCGAACUCCCGCAGCUCGAUCUGGUGAAGAAAUACACGGGCGAUUGCACGCAGGUCUACUCGACAGGCAACUUCACCUGCCUGGAGAUCGUGUUCACCUUCAAGCGGCGCCUCGGCUACUACCUCUUCCACACGUACGUCCCGACCUGCCUCAUCGUCAUCAUGUCCUGGAUCAGCUUCUGGAUCCGGCCGGAGGCGGUGCCGGCGCGGGUCACGUUGGGGGUCACGUCGCUGCUCACGCUCUCCACGCAGCACGCCAACUCGCAGAAGGCGCUGCCGCCCGUGUCCUACAUCAAGGCCAUCGACGUGUUCAUGUCGUCGUGCACGGUGUUCGUGUUCUUCUCGCUGAUGGAGUACGCCCUCGUCAACGUGGUCCUGGGCGACGUGCCGGAGGAGCACAAGAAGACGCGGCCGCGGACGCUGGUGCACCUGCCCAACAAACAGCUGGAGGCCAUCACCGCCAUCACCUCGCCGCUGGCCUCGCCCGCCAACGGGCUCUCGCCGCUGGAGAUGAUGGCGGCCAGCUCGUGUCCGGCGCACCUCGCCCCCGCCCCGCACAUCACGACCACCCACAUGGUCAACGGGCCUGUCUUCCACCACGGCAUGCAGCACGCCACUCAGCAUAGCACUAUCCAGCACAGCGUCAACUUCGGCCUGCCUCCUCCGCCGCCGCCGCCGCCGAUAGGGAACGUGAAAGCCAAUCAGGGACACACGCGGCGUCGGGAGAAGGCCAUCCUGAUCGACCGCGUGUCUCGCAUCCUGUUCCCGAUGUCCUUCACUGUCCUGAACGUCAUCUACUGGAGCGUCUUCGUGGUCAAGUGGUUCUGAGGGCGUGCGGGCCACGACACUGAACU